AUGGGUCCGAAUAUCUUACUUUUGGGUUUAGAAGUCUUAUUGCGUACAACAGGUGAUGUUCUUCAUGUUAUGUCUAUGUUGGUUCUUUUGUUCAAGAUAAGACGAACGCGAUCUUGUUCGGGUAUUUCUUUAAAAUCACAAAUUCUGUACAUUUGUGUGUAUGGCUGGAGAUAUGUAGAUCUUAUCUAUGUUGGUUUGUAUCCUAAGUAUGUUAUGCGUAGUUUUAGGAUGGUUUACAAUACGAUUAUGAAAUGUUUGUUUAUUGGGUUGCAAAGUCAUAUUAUUUACAAUAUAGUGAAUAAGUACUACUAUUCUUAUGACUUGGAGUUUGAUGUGAUGCCUUUAUGGGUUUUAUUGGUGCCGGCGGUGGUGGGUGGUGGAUUUUUGACUUUACCUGGUAAUUGGAGUAGAGGGGAUGGUUUACAGAUGGGGGUGGACUGGUUAUGGGCGGCUUCGGUGAUUUUGGAGUCGGUUUCGAUUGUACCGCAGUUAGUAUUGUUACAGAAUGCUGGGGAGGGUGAGAGUUUAACGGUUUACUAUGUGGUGUUUAUGGGGUUGUAUCGGUUGUUUUAUUUGGUAUCUUGGUUAGUUAAAUGGUUGAAUGAUAUGAAGAUAUCGCAAUUGUUGUUACUUUCAUCGGUUGUACAAACUUUACUGUACACGAACUUCUUUUCGAUUUACAUUCAGUCAUUCAUUGCUAAAGGGAAGAGUUUAAGGUUGUAUCCUCCUACUUUUGUCCGAGAGGCCUUUGGGAUCCGCCAUGACCGGAAAGAGUAG
Molecule: messenger RNA, 777 nt
Organism: Nematocida homosporus
Lineage: Eukaryota; Fungi; Microsporidia
Product: ER lumen protein retaining receptor
Exons: 1
Coding region: 1-777 (258 amino acids)
Biological process (GO): protein retention in ER lumen; endoplasmic reticulum to Golgi vesicle-mediated transport
Cellular component (GO): endoplasmic reticulum; cis-Golgi network; membrane
Molecular function (GO): ER lumen protein retrieval receptor activity
Source: RefSeq, a predicted model, not a curated record